Molecule: messenger RNA, 4829 nt
Organism: Onthophagus taurus
Lineage: Eukaryota; Metazoa; Arthropoda; Insecta; Coleoptera; Scarabaeidae
Source: RefSeq, a predicted model, not a curated record
CAUUAUCACAAGCGAAACAAUUAUUAGUAAGGAGUAGGAAGACUGAAGCAGCAGUUGCUGUUCCUAGCAUUCACACAAACGACAAUCAGUCAGUACAAUCGUCACAAGUUACACCAUUACUCGGACCUUCUCGGAACAAUAACAUAAAGCUUCCAGAAAUUCGAUUACCUAAGUUUGAUGGCAGAUAUGAACAAUGGCUGGAAUUUAAGGAUACAUUUGAGUCAUUGAUACAUCAAAACAACACAAUUGGUCAAAUUCAGAAGUUCCAUUAUUUACGAGCUUCAAUUGAAGGUAGCGCAUUACAGGUAAUUCAAGCACUUGAAUUUUCUGCUGAUAAUUACAUAUUGGCAUGGGAGUUGAUCUGCCAGCGAUUUGAUAAUAAACCUUUGCUAAUUAACAACCAUAUAGGGGCUCUACUCAAUCAAUCAACAAUAAAUAAUGAAUCUCAUAUUCAAUUACGUCAGUUGAUAGAUAAUGUUACUAAACAUUUAAGGUCAUUAGCAAAUCUUAAGCAACCAGUUGAGCAUUGGGACACACUCAUAAUCUAUAUCGUUGUUAACAAACUUGAUCAGGUAACCAGACGUGAAUGGGAAGAAAUUAAAAAACCGAAUAUUUUACAAUCUUUGGACGAUCUCAUGAACUUUUUAAGAAAUAGAGCAGAUCUAUUAGAAACCAUGUCAGCAAAAAACGCAACAUCAAAACCAAAGCCAAAUCAAGUGAAAUCCAAAGAGCAUACAUUCAACACAGUAAACAUUCAUUGCAUCUUCUGUAGGGGUCAACAUCACAUAUACAAUUGCAAGGAGUUUCUUCAGUUAACACCCCGAGAAAGAUCCGAAGCAGCACGAAAACACAAGUUGUGUAUAAAUUGUUUAAAAAUAGGACACAUUGCGAACGAUUGCAGGAGUGGUAAUUGUAAAAAAUGUAAUUCAAAACAUAACACUUUAUUACACUAUGAAACAAGUCGUCAACCUGGAGAUGUGGUUUGUUCAGCGUUUGAAACCAAAUCAUCUCAGGUAUUAAUUGCAACAGCAAUAAUUCAAAUUCCUAAUCAAGCAGGCGUACCUUUUUCAUGCAGAGCAAUACUAGACUCGGCGUCACAAUCAAAUUUUGUUACAAGAAGAUUAUUCAAAAAAUUGCAGUUACGAGGAUUUAGUAUAAAUAAAAUCAUUAGCGGCAUUUCACAAGCACCGAUAACAAUCAACAAACAGUGUUCUUUUACAAUAAAUUCAUGUCAUAAUAAUUAUAAUACUAACAUUUCAGCUCUAAUUAUUGAUGAGAUCAGUAAUGAUUUACCCACACAAACAAUAGAUAAAAAUUCAUUACGAAUUCCAUCUCAUCUUAGAUUGGCUGACCCACGAUUUCACGAACCAGGAAAGAUUGACAUUCUUCUUGGAGCAUCAGUGUUUUGGGAGCUAUUAUCAGUAGGACAAGUCAAGCUAUCUGAAAAUUUGACUUUACAAAAAACUAGAAUUGGAUGGGUUGUGACGGGAACAGCAACAACUUCAAUGACAACGCCAUUACAAUGUCAUUUCAUCAAAACUGAUCCAAUAGCAAAUCAAUUGGAACGUUUUUGGAAAAUCGAGGAACGUACAAUGGACAAGAUCAUUUCAGCAGAAGAUAAAAAAUGUGAAGAGUUGUUUCAGAAAUCUGUUACAAGAUUCAACGAUGGAAAAUUCAUGGUCCAAAUGCCAUUAAAGGAAUCACCUGAGAAACUGGGUGAAUCGAAAUUAUCAGCUUUACAUAGAUUGCAAGCCUUGGAAAAACGAUUCAAAGGUAAUCAAAGAUUUAAACAAACUUAUCAAGAAUUUAUGACUGAGUACAAUGAUAUGAACCACAUGUCAGAGUGUGAAGAGGAUGACAAUGGAUAUUCUUUUUAUCUACCACAUCAUGGAGUGUUUAAUCAAAACAGUCAAACUACCAAGUUGCGUGUGGUGUUCGAUGGCUCAGCAAAAUCUGAUUCCGGCUGGUCAUUAAAUGAACUACAGUACAUUGGUCCAACAAUUCAAGAUGAAUUGUUCUCAAUAGUUGUUCGUUUUAGAUUCUAUAGAUAUGCGGUAUGUGCAGACAUAAAAAAGAUGUACCGGCAGAUCUGGAUUGAACCGUUACAAAGGAAUUUGCAGAAGAUUUUGUGGAGAAAUGAAUCUGAUGAACCAAUCAAAACAUACAAACUAAACACCGUUACUUAUGGCACAACGAGUGCACCAUUUCUGGCUGUUAGAUGUUUGAAACAAUUAUCAAUCGAGACCAGGAAACAACAUCCAGAGGCAUCAAGAGUAAUAGCAUCCGACUUCUACGUGGAUGAUUUGAUCACAGGUGGAGAUUCAAUAAGAGAAACAUCAAAGGUAAUAAAGGAAAUUAUUUCGAUUUUGAGUUCAGCAAAGUUCGAGUUACACAAAUGGAUUUCUAACAGUGAGCAUCUCUUGAAUGAAAUUCUUGUUGAGCCAAACAGAAAUGAUGCUGUCAAAAUUAGUGAUGGAGAAUCAUCAAAAACAUUAGGGUUAUAUUGGUCAUGCAAAUCAGAUUACUUGUUUUUUAAAAUUGGAGAAUUACAACAACAAAUAAUCACAAAGAGAUCGAUUUUAUCAGAUAUUGCCCAGAUCUUUGAUCCAUUAGGAUUGUUGAGUCCUUGUGUUAUUAUUUCAAAAAUGAUUUUACAGAGAUUGUGGCAAGAAAAGUUGUCUUGGGACGAAUCACUUCCAUUAGAGAUACACUCAAAAUGGGAUACGUUUAGAAGUGAGUUGUCAAUAUUAAACACGGCAACUGUUCAAAGAUAUAUAUCUCAAGGUAAAAUAAAGACAGUAGAAUUACAUGGCUUUGCAGAUGCAUCUCAGGAAGCAUACGGAGCAUGUAUAUACGUUCGAAGUGUCAACACAUAUGAUCAAGUUUGCGUCCAUCUACUUUGUGCUAAAACAAGGGUGGCACCAAUAAAACCAUUGACAACACCACGAUUGGAAUUAUGCGGGUGUCUCAUUCUAGCUCAAUUAAUGAAUAAAAUAAUAUCAUCAUUGAGAAUUGAUAUAGAAACCUGUUAUCUUUGGUCGGAUUCAUCUGUUGCAUUACAUUGGAUAAAAACACCGGCUAAUCUUUUGCAGACAUUUGUGGGAAAUAGAGUGUUACAAAUACAAGAGCUUACUCAACCAAAUGAUUGGUAUCAUGUAAACACUAAAGAAAAUCCAGCAGAUUUAUUAUCAAGAGGAGUUAACCCUAAAGAUUUAAUUAACAACUCAUUAUGGUGGCACGGACCUGAUUGGUUGAUGAACGAUAAAAUUAAGUUUGAAGGUAAACUUCCAGAGUUAAAAUCAAAUGUUUCAGUUUUAAUAAGUCAAAUUAAAACUAAUGUGAUAGAAUUUCAAAGAUUUUCCAAUUACAACCGUUUGCAGCGUUCAGUCGCUUACUGUUUGAGAUUUGUUUCAAAUUGUCAAAUGGAAAAACAAAACCGAGAGUUUGGUUCUUUAACACCAACGGAAAUAUCUAAGGCUACGGAAGUGAUCUUAAAAUUGAGUCAAAUCGAUUGUUUUUCUGAAGAAAUUAAACAACUACAAGUAGGAAACAGUAUUCGCAAGGGAUCUUUACAACAUUUAAACCCAUUUAUAGAUGCGAAUGGAUUAAUACGUGUUGGGGGAAGACUAACAAAUUCUAAGUUCGAUUACGAGAAAAGGCAUCCAAUUGUUAUGUCAAGUAAACACCCAGCUGUAGUUUUGAUUUUUAGAUAUUAUCAUAUUAAAUUCAUGCACAUAGGAUCUCAACAGUUGUUAGCAUUAAUAAGAGAUCAAUAUUGGCCUAUAUCAGGUAGAAAUUUGGCACGCAUAACAACAAAGAAAUGCGUUACAUGUUUUAAGACUAAACCUAUUAACAGCAUAUUUCUGAUAAUGGGUUCUUUACCGGAGCAACGAGUAACGCCGACUUUUCCAUUUAAUUCUGUAGGAAUAGACUAUACAGGCGCAUUCACCAUAAAGGAUAGAAAAGGCAGAGGUAGUAAAACAUCAAAAUGUUAUAUAUGUCUCUUUAUUUGCUUGUCUACCAAGUCGAUUCACUUGGAACUUGUUACUGAUUUGAGUACUGAUUCAUUUUUGCUGGCAUUGAGAAGAUUUGUGGCACGAAGAGGAAAACCUAGCCAUAUUUUUUCCGAUAAUGGAACAAAUUUUGUUGGUGCAAAUAAGGAAUUGCAGCAGUUAGCAACAAUGCUCAAUGAUAACACUCAAACGAUUGCUGAUAAAUUACACAACGAUGGUAUAGUUUGGCAUUUUAUACCAACAUAUGCACCACAUUUUGGAGGGUUGUGGGAAGCGGGCGUCAAAUCAACCAAAUACCAUUUAAAAAGAGUAUUGAAUCUGAGGUUGUUGACGUUUGAGCAAUUUUAUACCGUGAUUGUGCAGAUCGAGGCCAUUUUAAACUCGCGUCCUCUUGCACCAAUGUCGUGUGAUCCUAAUGAUUUCACAGCUUUGACUCCAUCCCAUUUCCUAAUCGGACGUCCUCUUCUUUCCUUACCGGACCCGAAUUUAAUUCAUAUCACAGAGAACCGCCUAGGUAACUUUCAAUAUCUACAACAAGUCCAACAACAUUUUUGGAGAAGAUGGGCUAAGGAAUACAUUUCCGAAUUGCAACAACGACAGAAAUGGAAAGUGAAUUAUGGAUCUUUGAAAUUGGGGGAUUUGGUGAUAUUGAAGGAAGAUAACUUACCACCAUUGUUAUGGAAACUUGGUCGUAUAUCUCAGCUUUUCCCUGGAAAGGACGAAAUUCCACGAGUUGCGUUGAUUCGCACCUCCACUGAUGAGAGAAAGCGUGAUUUUACAAGAAUAUGUCCAUUGCCUAUUGAAACUGAAAAGUGA